UCCUUUCGUGUUCAAAAUGGACAUUGACAAACUGUUGGAUGCGAGAUAACUACCACUGACGAUUUACUUCGAAGGCUUUUGUAAUGACAGGACUUUUCCGCGAGGUUAAAUUCAUACAGGAAUUAACCUCUCCUCAAGAAAGUUUCUACGUGGUUUUCGACUACUGAAAACGUUGAGUUUUCAGAUGGAGGUUGGCGAAUUGUCAACAGAAGACGAUGUCGUUACAAAGGAGGCUUCAUCUACGUGUAGUCAAGGAAAAGCUCCCCGUGGAGACGAAGAGGUUGUUGCCUCGGCUGAAACCGGAGAGAGGGAAACGGAGCAAAACACGCCACGUGUAGUGUACUCGAAGGAAGAGUUACUCAAUUUGAGAGAAUCUCCAGCAUCAAAACUCUGGCCAUCUAUUCUUUCAGAGGAACACGUCAGGCAUGGAGUGUGGGAUCCUGAGAUGUGGCACCAAUCUAGCUCAAGUGGAAAAAGAUGUGCCUCGCCAGGGGAGGAACUCAAGAAACAGCUCCUUAUUGAGGAUGGAAUAGUGUUGAGCCCUCAGCGUCAAAGCUUUGUACAAGGCUGUCAGAUUCCUCAGAGUACACCUGAAAGGAAUAACCAACAGGAGAGGGUGAAGACAGGUUUGAGCAGGACAAGUGAUCGUGAAAGGGAGGGAAGGGGUAGACUCACUGGAAGGGUGGGCAGAGGAAGGGCCCUGGACUAUAAAGAACGUACACCCCUACAAGAAAGGAAUAAGGAUCCAGAAGAACUGUCAGGAAAAUAUUCAGGGUUUAGGGAAAGGGAAGAUAGAGCUGACCGAGGUUAUGGCAAGGAGAAAGACAAAGGAUUCAGGGAGAGGGAUCAAGAUCAAAACAGGAAUAGAGAAGAACAUAGUCGAGGGAGAAAUAUUCAGGUCAGGAAAAAGCAUGUAAAGGAAAGUAAUAAUGAAGAGCCAGAAUGGUUUACAUUUGGUCCAUCAAGCCAGUUUGAAACUAUGGAGCUGAAAGGAUUUGAUGACGAUGAGUUUGAAAAAAAAGAUCAAGAGAGGCGUAAAUCUGCAUCUGAUGAGCUCAAAGCAAUUUUGUCAGUUGGGAAGAAAGCCCUUGUGAAUGGUGAAGUGAAGAGUUCUUCGGCUACGACAGGCAGUGGUCCAUCACAAGAAAGGGCAGAUGAAAUAAAGACCAAAAAAACUAAAGAUGCUAAGGAAAAUGUGAAUGGCACUGCUGAUGACAGUCAUAAACAAGAUGCCAAGCCUUUUGACAUAAAUGACUUUUUCGUGAGUGAAUCCCUGCUACCUUUUUCAGGAGGGGUGGACCAAGCCAGCAGUCGAUUUUGUCAGUUUUUCGGUCAACCAGGGAGUAACUACAGUAGCAGUAGAAGUGGCAGCCCAGGUAUUGCAAGUGGUGGUGCAAACACACCUCGGACGCCGUCACCAGGACCAAACUACUUAUUCUCCCCAAUCGCACCUUCAGUUGUUGAUGGUGUUGACUCUCGUGGCCUGGCACACAUGCUACAUAGUUCCCGCAUGAACAUGCAGCCUCUUCUGGAUGAGGUUAUGUCUUUCGGAAAGGAAAGCAAGGUUAGGGGAUCAGUCAGGUUGGAGGACAUUGAGGCUGAGGUCACAAAAAAUGCCGCGGACUUUGCAAAGAAAGAAACUAGUGACUUGGAACAAAACAAAGAAAAUCUUAAAAGUGGUGACACAACCAGCUCAAAGGAGGAAAUGUUGGCAUUUGAUAUGCUUGUUGAAAAGAUGAAGUCUUCAGGGACAUUGCCAGAGAAGCCUCAACCUGUGAUUCCGGGAUUACCAUCCCGUUUACUACCAAGACCACCAUCUCCUAAACGUAAAACUUCAAGAAAUACACCUUCUCCUUACCAUGAUCUAAGACGUUCACCCUCACCUGCUGAGCUGCUACAACGGAUGACUAUGCAGGGGCCAUUGUCUGAUCACAGGUCUCCAUCACCAGCCCAGGUGGUACCUCAGAUGAACAGAUCUCCCUCACCUCUAGAGAUGUUCCACAAGUACGGUGCAAUAGUGAGCCCCUCACAAGAUGUGUUUGCUUCUCCUUUGUUGCGACACACACCGUCCCCUCGUGCUAUGCUUGCACAGCAGAGAGAGAGUCCUCCACUUGGGUUUGGUGGCGUUAACUUGUAUAACCUACCCCCACAUGUCAUGUCGCUGUACCUCGGAGGACAUCACCCAGGCAUGCAGCUGAAAGGGAACCAAAAGCCACCUUCAAGGAAGCCACAAGGGGGGAACACCACACCAGGCGGCGCCCCGGAACCACGUAAUCAGACUUUAUCGCAUUCAAAACCAACUUCAGAAGGUCAGACGGGUUCCCCUUUCAUACCUGAUCGAUCUUUUAUGCCGACAUCUGUGUUGAGGAAGAUACGCCAGGAACAAUUCGACCAGAAGAUGCCAAAGUGCGACGAACAACCUAAAGUAAGAACUUCAGUAGCAGUCGAAGAAGCCAUUGCUAAUAACAGAGACCACACCGCUGACCAACAUCCCUCCCAGGCGAAAGCAAGGUCACAGUCAGGCAAUGCAGAUGAUUUAAUUAAGACGACGCUAUUGCAACAGUAUGUGACUGAAAACGACGCUCAUGUAAACAAAACUGCGCCGAAACUCGACCAUUUGUUGUCUCCGAGGUCCAUGAUGUCAAAUGAUUCACAGAUACCGCAAAGUGGUUCACCGAUUUUGCAGAAGCCAACGGCCUUUAGACCUUUACCUGGAUCUCCACAAAUACCGUUUCCCACUUUUAAGAGUAGCGGUAUUCACUCUGAACCUGCAUCUCCACUGCGUUCUUUUAAUCAGAGCGGAGGAUCACCUCUGAGACCCGUAAAGCCCCUUUCGCACUCGGAACCAGGCACUCCCCAGCGUCAUCCAUUGGCAGAUAAGACACCUUUGCUGUCACCUCAGCAGCUGGUGUCUAAAAGUUUGAUGCCAAGAGUCCACGGCAAGCCGGGGGAAGGAUUAUUAGGCCAUGCCACUACCCUGGAGAGUCAGGGAAAAGGCAUUCGCAGUGGUAUCACGCGUGUUGUUACGGCCAAUGAAGGUAGGCCCCUAACCCACUCGUUCGAACAGCAACCUCAUAGUAUACCAGAGAAGGUGGCCGUUCCUGAAGACGUGUUUCAAGCGAAAAGAAAUGAGAGUUUGGCAAAAAGUCAUCAUGGUCUACCUAUGCAAAAAAUAAACAGUACUGAGAUGUCGACUCCAUAUGAGAACCUACCGCCAAAUCAUCCUCAAGGAAUCCACGGAAGUGGUACGCGACCUUCUGCCGCUCAUUUUAUGACGAGAUCGUUUCCAGGACUGCAUGGUCCACGGCCUGGCCCGCAUGUACGAAACGGACGCAUGUCUCCGUCUAGUGUUCCAGCCAUGCAUGGUCAUCCUGGUCGUACCCCCUUUAACUCGCCUAUGCCAGGCAUGGCGAUGCCCCCCCGUUCUGCAAUGCAUCCUGGAAUGAUCCCACCACAUAUGCAAGCAGCUUAUCUAAGGAUGAUGUCUUCAAGUGGAAAUCCCAUGGGAGGCAUCCCCUCUCCUGGACUAAACCCUAUGUCUAUGAGGUUACCUAUUCCGCACUCAGCAGGCAGGUAUCCCUUAAUGCCAGGACACAACCCAGCUGCUGCCGCCAUGAUGUAUGGAGGGCGUCCAUCACCUGCAUAUCCACCUGUUAACCCUGCAACGAUGAUAGGAGCUCGUUCUCAUCACAUUCCCCACCAGGUUGGUCUACAGCAGGUCCAGGCUCGACCAGUUUCAAGUCCUGUUAUGAACCAUCCUUCUCAACCCCAUUCUCCUGGUGGGUCUGGUUCAGGGAACAUUUUGUCGAAGUGGUUCAGUGAAGAUGUUCUCCAACAGGCCGCCCCAGUGCACAAGGAUACCGCUGCUGACUUUUCAAGGAAAUUUAUGUCAGUAGAAGAACUAGAGAGACAGCAGACCGCAGCAAUGAAUUAACUGAAGCUUUUUAUAGUAAUUUGAUAUUUAAUACUUUCAUUAUUGUACUAAUGAGCGUGGGUUUACUGAUGCUGUCGCGCUUCGUAUGUUUGUCGUUAAUAUUUUUCUCUUGCUGACUGUAUUCAUAUCUUAGAUACUAUUGAUUUGUAUUCGUGGGAUUCCAUGUUCCUCUCUACUAAAUUAAGAAAAGUUAUUUAUUUGCAAAGCCGUUCGUUGCUAAUUUCACACGUUUGAUUCUUUUUCGUGUAAGUGAGCUUCAUUCCCACAAACGCUAUUUGUUCAACUCCUAAGGUUAAUUAAUGUACACUGUAUAUAGAAAUGAACUGUGCUUCGCUUUACCUGAAGAGAGAAGCUCAUGUUUUGUUACAUGUUUAAGGAAGUUUUGUGCUAACUUUUUAUGAGAGUAUUUUCUUUGGAUGUAGGGUGACCCAUUUUUUCCCGUUUAAUCAUUUCCUUCUGUAUUUGUUUUCCUUCGUAGUGAGAAUCGAAAACAUUCCGCACACGGAAAGUUUAUAACUGUUUCGUGUUUACCAUUCUCUUGGGUUUUAAUUGAGACACGAGACAGUUGUACAUAUAACGUAAGUGGCCUUCUUUGAGAAUAAUCUGUGACAUUGGCAAAAAUUUAUGGAAUGGGUCCCUCAACCCAAAGUUAACACACAUCGUAGAUAGAAUUGAAAUUUUGUCAGAAGGUACAGAAGCAUAAUUUCCAUUCCUGAUUAAUGCUUCGAUAAACAUCACAGUCAACCACAGUCCAAGGUUAAAAAAUAAUCUGGGCGUGAUGAGAGUAAGCGCAAACGUCCUCAAAUGAGAAAGCUGAUAAGACGAGGCAAGUAGCUAAGUAUAUUUAUUGGAACAAGAAAUUGUUUGUAUAGGAAAUGGUUCAAAUCACAUAGGACCGCCUCGCUGCAUCACAGCGGCUACCAUGUAAUUUAUUGUAGUUGGUGUGACUGUCGCGAAGUCAUCUAUAAUUAAUCAGUCCUGUACUUUUACCGAAAGUGAUGGUUCACAUUGUAUAGUAUUCUAAACCUGGAGUUGCACUAUUUCAGUAAAUUUCAUUUGUUUCGCGACAAGACAGUUCAAUUUGACGGUGAAAUUUUGUAAAGAUUGUGGUGUGAGGUUAAGAUCAGUUAUGAGGACAAAAAACCAUUUAACUGAAAUACCCAAAUUGAGUUAUACAGGUUCUUACCUAACUUUAGUUUUUCCUUUGUAUCGUCACCAUAAUGUUAACAAGUCCUCUCCUGAUGGGAUAUAUCUUAUGGAAUGGAGUUUUGGUUGUGUCCGCGCACUUUUGAUCCAGACUGUUUGAAGAUGCGUAAGUAAAAGGAGGCUGGGAAAAAAAAAAAGACUGGCGUGAAGUACAUGCUAUAUACAGCGACUCCUAAGACUGAUAGCGUUGGAUUAUGCAAAUAAACUUGUUUCCUGUUGUA
Molecule: messenger RNA, 5361 nt
Organism: Stylophora pistillata
Lineage: Eukaryota; Metazoa; Cnidaria; Anthozoa; Scleractinia; Pocilloporidae
Biological process (GO): negative regulation of translation
Cellular component (GO): nucleus; cytoplasm
Molecular function (GO): mRNA binding
Source: RefSeq, a predicted model, not a curated record